Molecule: messenger RNA, 1571 nt
Organism: Lolium rigidum
Lineage: Eukaryota; Viridiplantae; Streptophyta; Magnoliopsida; Poales; Poaceae
Product: fibrous sheath CABYR-binding protein-like
Exons: 2
Coding region: 30-1571 (513 amino acids)
Source: RefSeq, a predicted model, not a curated record
GCACACACGGUACGAGGACGAGGCAGGCCAUGGACCUCGACCUCGCCGUGCAAGAGACCCGGCCGGCCGUCCCCGGCGAGGACUUCGACUUCACCACCACCGAGACCGACGCCGCCUUCCUCGUCCUCGCACACCUCCCCGGGUAUGGCAAGGAUGAGAUCGAUGUCCGCGUCGGCGACGGCGGCAGGGAGAUCGGCGUCGUGGUGGGCGCGAGGAAGGACUAUGGUGGUGGGCUGGCAGUGGAGGCCGCGGCGGCCGGGAGGCGGCUGCGUGUGGCGCACCGGCGGACGGUGGAAGGGUUCCGCCGGGUGUUCGACGUGCCGCCCGGCGUCGAGGUGGCCCGGAUCACCGUCGGGUUCGAGGAGGACGACGAGCUGCUCGUCGUCAUCAUGCCCAAGCUGCGGCAGCAGGCGCCGCCCGAGGAGGACGACGGGGAGGCGCGCCUUGACGUCGAGAGCACGGACUGGGAGUGCGCUUCGUCGGACGCGACGGAGGUCGAGCUCGACGACGCGUCGAGCCUGGAGCUGGAGCACGAGGACUGGGUCGACGUCGAGUCGUCCGAGUCGGAGCCCGAGCCCGAGCCGCCUCGCGACGUGCCGGUGGAGACGCAGGAGCCCGAACCGCCGCGGGACGUGCCGGUGGAUCCCGUGGUCACGGAGGUGCCGGUGGAGACGCCAGUGGAGGUCGAGGAGCCCCCGGUGGUGGACAUCGAGUGCGACGUCGUGUUCGAGGUCCCGGUGUACACGGAGCUGCCGGUGGAGACGCCGAUAGAAGUGCUCGUGCCUGACCCACCGGCCGACGACGUGACGGACCCGCCGGUCGACAUCCCGUGCGACGUCGAGUUCGACCAGCCGUUCGAGGCGCCACCGGCCGCCGUCGAGGAGCCCAAGCCGCCGCCUGUCGCCGAAACACCCGCCGAGGAGCCAGAACCACCGUCGCCACCGCCUGUCGCCGAAACACCCGCCGAGGAGCCAGAACCACCGUCGCCGCCGCCUGUCGCAGAAACACCCGCCGAGGAGCCAGAGCCACCGCCGCCGCCGCCUGUUGUUGAAACACCCGACGAGGAGCCAGAGCCACCGUCGCCGCCGCCUGUGGUUGAAGCACCCGCGGAGGAGCCACCGCCGCCGCCGGUGGAACCACCCGCCGAGGUUCUGGCGCCAGUCGACCCACCACCGGUUGAAGAGCCGCCGCCGGUGGAAACACCCGCCGAGGAUCCACCGCCGGUCGACCCACCACCGGUAGAGGAGCCACCGCCGGUGGAACCGCCACCUGUGCAGCAGCCACCGCCGGUCGAUCCACCGGCAGAGAAACCAGAGCCAAAGCUCGAAGAGAAACCGCUUCCAUCGCCGCCUAGUGAGCCCGAGAACAGCAACGAAUCAGGCACAGGCAGUGAAUCGGACAACGACGCGGGAGGCCGCGGCAAUGGCAGGCGACGAGGAGUCGGGAGAGGGCGGCGGAGGGGCAGGCGGCGCGGCAGGUUCCCGCUGGGCAUGGCGGUCGCCCCCGCCGUGAUCCUACUCGCGUUCGCGGUGGCUGUGGCCAGGAGGCGGCGGCAGCAGCGCGGUGGGUGA